UUCUUGGACGAGGGGUUUGAUGUCAACGAGCCGAGGGGCGAUAGUGGGACGCCUCUUCACACGGUCGCGCAGCAUGGACGCGAUGCGAUGAUCAAGUUCCUCUUGCGCAAGGGUGCGUAUAUCGGGGCUCUGGAUGUCGAUGGUUGGACGCCUUUGCAUUAUGCCUGCGCGAGAGGGCAUAAGGCUGCAGCGGAGACUCUGAUGAAUCGGGGACAUAGCUUGAUCGAUCAGGGGGACUUUGAAGGGAAGACGCCUUUGUUUUGGAGCUGUGCUAAGGGGAGAGCGGAGACUGUGACUGUGUUGUUGGCCGCGAAUGCGAAUAUCGAAACAGCUAGUCAUCGUGGAGAUACGCCUUUGAUUAUGGCGAGCAAUAAUGGGCACGCGGAGACAGUCAGGCUGCUCCUGAACGCAGGGGUCAAAGCGAAUCAGAGAGGCCCGGAAGGGAAAACCGCU
Messenger RNA from Aspergillus heteromorphus CBS 117.55, 453 nucleotides. Its product is annotated as ankyrin repeat protein. Gene Ontology annotation, molecular function: protein binding. The annotation marks the transcript as partial. The record is from RefSeq and is a predicted model, not a curated record. The transcript has a single exon. Lineage: Eukaryota; Fungi; Ascomycota; Eurotiomycetes; Eurotiales; Aspergillaceae.